Molecule: messenger RNA, 2387 nt
Organism: Talpa occidentalis (Iberian mole)
Lineage: Eukaryota; Metazoa; Chordata; Mammalia; Eulipotyphla; Talpidae
Gene: GPR149
Product: G protein-coupled receptor 149
Exons: 4
Coding region: 150-2387 (745 amino acids)
Biological process (GO): neuropeptide signaling pathway
Cellular component (GO): neuron projection
Molecular function (GO): neuropeptide binding; G protein-coupled receptor activity
Source: RefSeq, a predicted model, not a curated record
AGUGCCUAUUUUCUGCAAGAUCAAUGGGACAUCAUCUGUAUCUGUCUACAGGGCAACUUGGUAGGAGAAAAUGGGAUCUGAUUUGCAUACUUUAUUUUAAGAAUACUUACAGACUCAUUGAAAGAAAAAUUAAAUACUGACCAAGGACAAUGUCUGUACUUUCCAGUAACUUAUCAACAAAUGACUCUACCUUGUGGAAAGAAAAUCACAAUUCGACGGACCUUUUUAAUCCACCAGGAACUUUGAAUAUUUAUCUUUUUUGCUUGACAGGCUUAAUGACUCUUGCAGCCCUGGCAGGCAGCAUUUAUUCGCUAGUUUCCCUGCUGAGAAUGCGGAACAGAACUGUUGUGUCCCUGCUUGUGGCUUCCUGGUCUGGGGAUGAUCUCAUGAGCGUCCUGUCUGUGACUAUCUUCAUGCUUUUGCAGUGGCCAGACCAGGUCCCUGUCUACUUUCAGCCUCUGUGCACCACCUCUGCCUUAUUAUAUUUAUGCCAGGGCCUCUCGAGCAACUUGAAGGCGACUCUCCUAGUCUCAUACAACUUUUACACGAUGCACAGGGUUGUGGGAAGCCAGGCAGCCUCCAGAAGAUCCGGUCAGGUACUCGCCGCCGCGCUGCUGGUGUGGGCAGCCUGUCUGCUGCUGUCUGCGCUCCCGCUUUGCGGCUGGGGGGCCUUCGUGCGCACGCCCUGGGGCUGCCUGGCCGACUGCUCCAGCUCCUACGUGCUGCUCCUGUUCGCCGUGUACACUUCGGCCUUCGGGCUCCUCGCGGGUCUCUCCGUCCCGCUCAUUCACCAGUUGCUGUGUUCCGAGCAGCCGCCGAGACUCCACACCAACUACCAGGAAAUUUCUCGCGGAGCUUCCACUCCCGGGACUCCCCCAAGUGCCGGGACAGUGCUUUCCCAGUCUCCCGGCGACGCUCCGAGCCCCGCCCCGCGGUGCUCUGCGACCUGCUCUCCGAGCUCGGACCCAGGGUUUGGACCCGGUCUGCCCGCUUCGGCCGGGCGAGGUUCUGGGCGCGGCGCUGCUGUUGGAACCGGAGCCUGCGGGCGUGAGAACCCGAAGAGGACUCUCUUUGGCACCAGGAGCCUCGCAGCGACCAUAGCGCAGAAGCGCUUCUCCUUCAUCCUAGCGCUGACAAAAGUCAUCCUUUGGCUGCCUAUGAUGAUCCACAUGUUAGUACAGCACAUGGUGGGGCUUCAGAGUCUUCCCUUCGAGACAUUCAGCUUUCUACUAACCCUGCUGGCCACGACUGUAACCCCGGUAUUUGUCUUGUCCAAACACUGGACCCACUUGCCCUGUGGCUGCAUCAUCAACUGCAAGCAGAACGCCUACACAGUGGCAUCUGAUGGGGAAAAAACCAAGAGGAGAGGCUUUGAAUUCAAUCUAUCAUUCCAAGAAAGUUAUGGAAUUUAUAAAAUUACACAUGAAGAUUACUUUGAUGAUGAUGAGAAUUCUACAUCCUAUCACAAUCUCAUGAACUAUGAGCGCAAAACGACAAAAAACACUCAGAGCGACACUUGUAAUAUCUUCAAUGCCAUAAAAGUGGAAAUCAGCACCACACCAUCUCUGGACAGCUCCACUCUAAAAGGCAUCAACAAAUGCACAAAUACUGAUAUUACAGGAGCUAAACAGGAUUUCCACUUUGAAAGGGGUGUUGACCCAUUGCUUUCUGAAAAUACAGGCAGUGAUAUUAACUAUGAAGAAACCACCUAUUUGGAAGGACCAGAAAGAAGACUUUCUCAUGAGGCAAAUCAGAAACCAGACAUUUCAGACUGGGAGUGGUGUAGGAGUAAAUCAGAAAGAACCCCCCGUCAGCGUUCCGGUGGUGGCCUUGCCAUUCCCUUGUGUGCAUUCCAGGGGACGGUGUCUCUCCAUGCACCUACAGGGAAAACCCUAUCUCUUUCUACCUAUGAAGUAAGUGCAGAAGGGCAAAAAAUAACCCCUGCCUCUAAGAAAAUAGAAGUCUAUCGAUCUAAAAGUGUUGGCCAUGAACCAAACCCAGAGGACUCUCCCUCCACAUUUGUGGACACCAAUGUGAAAAUACACUUGGAAGUUCUUGAAAUAUGUGACAAUGAAGAGGCCUUGGACACUGUGUCAAUCAUUAGCAACAUCAGUCAAUCCUCUACGCAGGUCAGAUCUCCAUCCCUACGCUACUCAAGGAAGGAAAACAGAUUUGUUUCAUGUGAUUUAGGGGAGACAGCCUCAUACUCUCUCUUUUUACCCACAAGUAAUCCCGAUGGCGAUAUCAAUAUCUCCAUCCCGGACACAGUUGAAGCACACAGGCAAAACAGUAAAAGGCAGCAUGAAGAGAGAGAUGGCUACCAGGAGGAAAUCCAGUUGUUAAAUAAAGCUUACAGGAAAAAAGAGGAAGAAAACAAGGGUAACUAG